Molecule: messenger RNA, 2431 nt
Organism: Pungitius pungitius (ninespine stickleback)
Lineage: Eukaryota; Metazoa; Chordata; Actinopteri; Perciformes; Gasterosteidae
Product: oocyte zinc finger protein XlCOF6-like
Exons: 2
Coding region: 115-2064 (649 amino acids)
Biological process (GO): regulation of transcription by RNA polymerase II
Cellular component (GO): nucleus
Molecular function (GO): DNA-binding transcription factor activity, RNA polymerase II-specific; RNA polymerase II cis-regulatory region sequence-specific DNA binding
Source: RefSeq, a predicted model, not a curated record
CAGGGGGCGCACUGCUGCUGUCGUAAAGCCUGCCGUAAGUGGAGCCGCAGCAAUGGCCGCCCGCUGGAGGAGGAUCGGACGACGGACCGAACGGACCGAACGGACCGAUGAGUGAUGGAUCAGAUGUGGCUCUCGGUGCAGCAGCUUGUGGAGCGCUUCAUGGUGACGUCAGUGACGGAAGUCUGUCAGCGACUUAAAGACAGAGAAGAAGAAGACUCCAGGACGGAGGAGGAGCUGCUGGAUGUGAUGAGGAGGUGCUGUGAGGCUCUGCUGCAGGAUCUGAUGAGGCUGCUGAAGGAGAAGCAGGAACAGCAGGAGCUUCAGGAGGAGAACCCAAAGCAGAAGGAGCUUCAGCAGAUGAACCAGGAACAGAAGGAUCUUAUUGAAGAGAACCAGGAACCGAGGAAGCUUCAGGGGGAGAACCCGGAGCAGAAGGAGCUUAAGGAGGAGAACCACGAGCUGAAAGUUAAACUAGCAUCAUGUGAUAAGAGGAGGCUCCAUGACUCCACGUCCCCUGCAGCUGAAGGAGAUGCCCUGGUGGAGGUGAUCCACCAAUCAGAUGCUCUGACAGGGGAAAGCAGCAGCUUCUCCAAACGGACCAACUUCAGCCCCCACCUGCGGGUCCACAGCCGAGCGCGGCCCUUCACCUGCUCCACCUGCGGGAAGUGCUUCUCCACCCGCAGCAGCAUCAGAGAGCACCAGCUGACGGUGCACGGCGAGCGUCGUCCCUUUAGGUGCUGCCACUGCGGGAAGCCAUUUGUCACCCGCAGCCACCUCAGGGCGCACCUGGCCCCCGGCCGGCCGCUCGCCUGCCCGGCCUGCGGCGAGACGCUGGUGGCGUGGUGCCGCCUACGUCAGCACAGGCUCACCUGCCGGGUGACGGCCGGCGGGUUCAGGUGUGCUGAAUGCGGGAAGGACUUCUCAAAGCGCAGCUACCUGUCCGCCCACCGGAGGGUCCACCUCAAGGAGAAACCCUUCAGAUGUCCCACCUGCGAGAAAGGGUUCACCACGCGCCGCAGCUCCCGCGUCCACCAGCUGACCGUCCACAAGGGACUGAGGCCGUUCACAUGCGUCGUCUGCAGGAAGACCUUUAGCCAGCGGGGAGGCCUUGCCGCGCACCUGAGGACGCACACGGGGGAGCGGCCCUACACCUGCCAGCAGUGUGGGAACAGUUUUUCCAGCAGGAGCGGCCUGUCGGUGCACCACCGCGUCCACACGGGGGAGAAGGCCUUCGGCUGCGACACUUGUGGGAAGAGCUUCAGCGUGGCGGCCAAUCUGCGGCGCCACCGGCUCGUCCACUUGGGCCGCCGCCACUUCAGCUGCGACGUGUGCGGCCGCGGCUUCACGCAGGCGGCGCAUCUGAAGGCGCACCGCGCGGCGCACAGCGGCGAUUGGGCGUUCAUCUGCAACGCCUGCGGCAAAGGCUUCGGGCAGCGGAGCGCACUGCUGGCGCACGAACGCGGCCACUCUGGCACCAAACCGCACGGCUGCGGCGAGUGCGGGAAGAGCUUCUCCUCGGCCGCCUCGCUGAGACGCCACCAGCUGGCGCAUGGCGGGCAGAAGGUUCACACCUGCGACGAGUGUGGGAAGAGCUUCACGAGCGCCCAGAUCCUGAAGACCCACCUGCGACUGCACGCCAGCGGCGCAGCGUUCUCCUGCGACGUGUGCGGCCGCGGCUACAGUUCGCCAGGCUACCUGAGGACGCACCGCCGCAGCCACUCGGAGGGGAAGCCCUUCGGCUGCUCACAGUGCCCAAAGACCUUCUCCGCACGAGCCAGCGCAAAGCUGCACGAGCGUACGCACAGCGGAGAGAAGCCGUACGUCUGCGAGGUCUGUGGGCGGAGUUUCAGCGUGUCGCAGAACCUGGUCAGACACGCGCGCGUCCACAGCGGAGAAAAACCCUACGAGUGCGGCGUCUGCGGGAAGAAAUUCAGUCAGAACAACAACCUGAAGUCUCACCUGCUGGUUCACUCAGGACUCAAACCCUUCAGCUGCUCCUCCUGCAGCAGGAGCUUCGCCUCCUCCAGGAGCCUAAGAGAGCACAAAUGUGCUUCCACCAAGUGAAGCCACAUAGCCGAUCCCCGAGGGGGGGUGGGCGGAGUCUCUUAAAUGACCUGUCAAUCACUGUGUACUUUCAAUGGACCAUAAUGUACUAGAUGAACAUCAUGCUGUAGUGAAGAAGACUUGAAACUAGAGACCAUAAACUCAUGUUUACAAUGUUUACUGAGGGAAUAAAUCAAGAAGAAAUCCAUUUCUCAUAGACUUCUCUGAAGGGUUAUGGGCUGUUAUAAGAAUGUUUAAUUGAAUUCCUUCUAUGAUGUCAAAAUAAAAUGAAUUGACUUGAAUUCAAUAUUUUUAUGUGUGCUACAUUUUAAUAUUCAUGGUACUUUUUAAACUUAAUUUGUUGGAAAACCAUUGAUUGCACUUAUAU